ACCAAACAAUUUUGUUUUACUGCGGGCGGGAAGAAAAGAAAUUGAGAAUUUAAGAUAUUACCAGAUAAUUUGCAGGCCUAUUUAAUCUUAUCGGCAAUAUAGAAGGUUAUGUUGUCAUGCGAAAAAGUUAUGAAAUGAAUUUAAAAGGAUUAGAUUUGUUUUUGUUGACAAAACUAACAUCCCACCAGGUUGAUCAUGUGACAUGUUUGGAGUGUUGUAAAUACUACAUAGCGCCUGAGACGGCCCCGUGUGGCCACUCGCUCUGCCACACUUGCUGGCGGGGCCGGCGUACCUGCCCCUCCUGCUCUGCUCCAUUCGAAAAGAAGUCCUUGAAACUGAACCUGCCUCUACAGAACCUCACCGAACACAUACACACACUUGGUGAAGCAUUUGAAAAGGUGUUCAAUGUGAAAUUGGAUGAAUUUGUCCUUGAUAUAAGCAGCAAUGAACUAGAAUCAGAAAAUCAUGCUACUAAAAAUGUGAAAGAUUGGUUAUCCAGCUCCCAAAACCAAUUUUCAGCGCCAGUACUAAGUUCUGAACAAUUUCCAGAAGAAGUUAAUAAUCAAAUUGAGAUUUCAAAAAGCAAAGUUCAGUUACAUGUGGAAUCAAAAAAAAGUGUAAGUCCUGCAAAAGUGGUUUAUGUCCAACCACCCCAAGAUGAUUGGGACAAAAUUGAACAAUUGCCAGAUACAGAAGAACUUUGUCUAAAUAACAAAGAAAAUAGUACUAAUCAUACAAACAAACCAUUUGACCAAAACAAAGAGUAUUCCAUGGAAAAUCCUAGGAGAAGUUCAAGGAAAAAGGAGUUAGGUUCAACUGAUCCAACAAAUAAAUCUCAUGAAGUGAUAACUGAAAAACAUAACAGUUCUAAGAACUCAAGUUCUGAAACAGAAAAGAAAUCCAGUAUGGCCAAACAAAACUGGAGUAGUGUAAAGAGAAUGAGAAGGGAAUUCAGCAAACUUAAUAAAAAGAAUAGAAGUAAAUUAAAUGUUUCAAUUGAAAUGUGUAAAAAAACUCAAAGCACUGCUAAACAAAACAUCGAUUUGUUAGGUCAUGUAAAAACAAGUGACAAAGAAUCUCAGCCAGCCAUUUAUACUAUAGAAGACAAUACACCUGAUAUAAAUGACAAUAUUAAUCAAGAACUUGUUCCUGUGUUUUCACCCAACAAGGACCAUGAAAAUAAGGAAAGCUCAAAAUGUCCUACCCCCCCUUUAGUAGAUAUGAACCCAAUAAAAUGUUCUUCUAAUGAAAACCAUCCUGUCAAAAAUAGUAGAAGUAACAUCUUGACUCACGAACCUAGGAUUUCAAAAGACGACAACAAUAAAGAUAUUCAGGCUACAGUUGUAAAAAUGCCAUUUAUCAAAAAAGGUGUAUUACGUCCACAACAAAAUGAAACAGAAAAAAUAUGUAAUCCAGCUAUCAACAUAAAUGGAAACCUUAUCCCAGACAGUGGUAAUGGGGAUGAUAUACAAAUAACUAUAAAAAUAGGAAAUACUUUGACAAAUAUUACUAUAAAAAAGAAGAACAAUGAUGUACAGCUAAGAGUAAAUACUGAUCGUGAGGUUCAGACGUCCCUGGAUUCUAAUGGUCUUCUGAGCAAAAACAUUGGGACUAAUAGUGAAAAUAGUAAAUCACAAAACAUAGAAAUAAACAUAGGUCAAGAUAAUAAAAUUACAGCUACUACUAGCGUGGCUGAAGUCGAAUCUGUAAAAAUUAACAAGGAAUGUAACAAAUUUUUGAAUAAAACUACUUCAACUAAAAAAAAUACCGCAUCCGCCGACACGGCUACAGCACAAUUUGAAAUUACCGAAAGUGUUGAAAAAGAGUUAUCAAACAUAAUGGAAUGUGUCGAAGUUGUUGAUAGUAACACUGAAAAUAAUACUGAAAAUGAGAAUGUGGCUGCAGCCAACAAAAAAUUACAACAAGCUACUAAUGCUCAAAAUCAAGAUGAUGAACGUGAUGAAGACUACAUCAAUGAUCUCGACAUUUUCGACAAUGGAUCAGUUCAUGAACAACAUGUAGAGAUGUUAAGUAAGAGUAAACACGCGCCUUCUGAAAUAAUUAUGACUACUGUUAAAACAACAAAAACUCAAAUCCAAAAACAGCCUGACAAACGCGAUAGGGAUGGGAAUGAUGAAGAUGAUGAACCUAGUGCUAAAAAAGUUAAAACUGUUGAUAUUGAUAAAGAAGAAGAAACUUUAACUAAUACUUUAAUAAAUACAGGUAACAAAGAAAUACAGCAUAGUGAGUCAAUCAAUUACGACGUUGUUAUGGGUCAGGUUUUUGCUAGUAUAGAUGCGGAUAUUGAAAUGAGCCAAAAGACCGCGAAGCAGAAAAAAGGCGAAAUUGUUUCUAGUAAUGAAAUAUUGCAGUCUCAAUGUUUCCAGAGCAAAACACAAACUAAAGGCAAGCAACCACUGAGUACGCAGAAUACUAAUAAAGUAAAUAUUCAGGCCAAUGUGAAAGACAUUAACGACAAAUACAGUGAAAAUGUUUUUUCGAUCAUAGAGAAAGAAGAUGAAAUUGAUGACAAUAUAACUAAAAAGGCUUAUGAAAAAGGCGGAUCUACGCAACGCCACAUAGAAAAUCUACUAACUCCAGGUAUGUGCCAAGACCUCAUAAACACCAAUGAGGAGAAUUUGGAGCUGGCUGGUAAAACUCAGUGCACACCAUUCCAAGAUGAUGACUCAGAUAAAAGUGUUGUUGAAGAAACACCACAAAAGAAUGUUUCUAUCCCGAAGCAGAAGAGCAUUAGUGAAUUCAAUAACAACACUAGUAAGAAGCAGAGUGUUGCAGGCGUGACGAAAACAACUUCCAAUGUUUCACAAGUCGCAAGAAGCGUUAUAAACGUCUCGGAUACCACUUUAGUGGACGGAACUAAAGAUCAAACUAUCGUAGAACCUGCGAAAAAGCAUACAUUAGAAACUCCGCUUACGAUAAACAAGUUUGUUGAUCAUAUAAAACACAAUUCUACACCUGUUGCCAGAAAGUCGUUGAACUUUGAAAAUACUGAAGAUGUCGACCCUACGCAGUGCUCUAGUACUAUAGCUCCUAAAACGACACAAGAAAGGGAAUUUAUGAGUAAAGCUUUCGAAAACACCCAAAAACCGCCUGUUCGGAGACCAUCGACGUCAAAACAAGAAGAAAACUAUUGCAUUGCCGGGUCAUGUUUGACUGCACCUGAGAUCGCUAACGUCAAACUGUUGUGUAAGAGACGCAACUGGAAAUACAUGGAUAAGUACACAAGAGAAUUAACACAUUUAGUAGUAGGAGUAGAUGAAGAAAACAGAUCACAAAGAUCCGUCAAAUACAUGUGCGCCCUGGCGGCUUCGAAGUGGAUAGUGUGUUACGAGUGGGUGACAGCCUGUCUAAUGACCGGUGUGGUUGCGGGAGAAAAUCUGUACGAAGCGCUGGACGGCACCGGCGAGCCGGGCCCGCGGCGCUCGCGCACGGCGAAGAGCAAACUGUUCGAGGGAAUCACCUUCUACUGCAUGCCUCCUUUCAGCGUGUUGGACGUCGGCGCUUUGAAGGAGAUGCUACAAUCGGCUGGCGGGCGCGUGGUGGCCGAGGUGAAGGCAGUGCGCGCGGUGUCCGACGCGCCCGCGCUCUUGCUGGCCGAGCCCGAGCACACGCAAGAAGAUAGAUUUAGGCUACAAUCGGCUGGCGGGCGCGUGGUGGCCGAGGUGAAGGCAGUGCGCGCGGUUUCCGACGCGCCCGCUCUCUUGCUGGCCGAGCCCGAGCACACGCAAGAGGAUAGAUUCGUGUGUAAGUGCCAACCGACAGUGGACCUUAUCUAG
Molecule: messenger RNA, 3797 nt
Organism: Ostrinia nubilalis (European corn borer)
Lineage: Eukaryota; Metazoa; Arthropoda; Insecta; Lepidoptera; Crambidae
Exons: 10
Coding region: 117-3797 (1226 amino acids)
Biological process (GO): positive regulation of transcription by RNA polymerase II; double-strand break repair via homologous recombination; negative regulation of fatty acid biosynthetic process
Cellular component (GO): BRCA1-BARD1 complex; BRCA1-A complex; plasma membrane
Molecular function (GO): ubiquitin-protein transferase activity
Source: RefSeq, a predicted model, not a curated record